Molecule: messenger RNA, 1105 nt
Organism: Suillus subaureus
Lineage: Eukaryota; Fungi; Basidiomycota; Agaricomycetes; Boletales; Suillaceae
Product: ICMT-domain-containing protein
Exons: 7
Coding region: 94-888 (264 amino acids)
Biological process (GO): C-terminal protein methylation
Cellular component (GO): membrane; endoplasmic reticulum
Molecular function (GO): protein C-terminal S-isoprenylcysteine carboxyl O-methyltransferase activity
Source: RefSeq, a predicted model, not a curated record
UCUUGUGAAUUCAACAAGACCAAACCUCCCUUCCUUUUUGUCUGGAGGAAUUGCCGCUCAUUAUCAUCUACUUACUUUAUCUUCGCAGCACUCAUGUCUUCCGACGUUCCCCAAAAUUUCGAGGACCGAUUGCGACAACGCGAUUCUACUACUAGGAACACGAACACGCUCGAAACUAUACCCGCGAACCAUCAACCUCAUGAAAAUAUCCCGAAUACGCCACUUGCAGCAUCCACGAUAUCGUUUCUAUUAGGAUCUAUCUUUUCUCUUGGUUUGACGCUUUUUCUCACUGGAGGCAUCUCUGAUCGCUGGUGGGCCACAUACCAACUGGGCUUCUUCCUUGCCGCCUGGUCUGGCUUCCAUUGGGGAGAAUUCGCGGUCACAGCAGGCUGGAACCGUGACAAAUGCAGUGUUGACUCGUUCUUACUUGAUAAUGGCGCUAUGUAUCAUAUCGCCAACGGGACUGCUCUGGUGGAAUAUCUAAUCACGUUAUACUUGAAACCAUCGCUCAAGGCUUACCACUAUAUCUCGACAAUUGGUAUAAUCAUGGCUGUCAUUGGACAGACGCUUCGUGCAUCGGCAAUGAUACAGGCUUCGACCAACUUCUCUCAUAUUGUGGCUCUCCGCAAGUUGCCUUCGCAUCGACUAGUAACUGAUGGCGUAUACUCGGUGUUCCGCCAUCCAUCAUAUGCAGGAUUUUUCUACUGGGCGUUAGGGACCCAGCUGGUUUUGCAAAAUCCUGUCAGCUCCAUCGGUUUCGUGCUGGUCUUGUGGAGAUUUUUCUCGCAUCGUAUCAAAGUUGAAGAGAGGGCAUUGGUGAAUUUCUUUGGAGAGGAAUAUGAAAACUAUAGGCGAAGGGUCAGCACCAACAUUCCAUUCAUACGAUAGACCUGGAAGCAUUCAAUCACACAUCAUUUCGUCUGACGAGUGAGGCCAAUACUUCCAGGGUAUUUCUAUGCCAUAGAACAUACAGGUAGAGGUUCGUGGAGAGGAUACCUCAGUACCCUCCAAAUUCUCAUGUAGUUUGGAGAAAUCAAAAUUUGAUUUGCACUUCGCCAGUGGUCUUCGACUCUCGCAAAUGUGUGACAUGGAGUUUUGUAUAAUG